GGAGAUCGCGCCAGGCGAGGAGGAGAGCUCGGGCGAGCGGCGAGCACAGGCCACGGGAGCUGAGCGCAGCAGAGAGCAGCCGGAGUCCGCGCCUGACUCCGCGCGGGUCCUGAGCCGGCCGCAGCUUGCCAGGAUCCCCGGCGUCCUUCUCGCGCCGCUUCACGAAGAGGGCGCCUUCGCCGCUCGCCCAGCCGGAGUGCGCACGGGCCCGCUGGAAACCGCACUCGCCGCUCCCUGGGCAGGCCGGGGCACCCGGGCACGCAGGGCGCGCCUGGCGAGCGCCCCGGGAGGUGAGCAGUGGUCGCGGGCAGCGGGCAGCCGCUCAGCGGGGACCCGCCAGGGCUGGGGGCGCCCGAGUCCGAGGGGGACGACGCUUCUCGCACCCGCCACGACCCCCUUGGGCACCCACUCCCGGGUAAGCAAACCAAGCGCUCCUCCAUACCUUUCCCCCGCAGCACUCCGAAGAGUUCCCCUUUGCGGAGCGAAGCCUCGGGAGCCUGGGGACGCGGGGUUUAGGGGCACGCGGGACGGUGGUGGGUUGUGCAGUUCCUGCGGCCCUCCUCGAACUUUCCCGGCCCGGCCCCCCUCUUCUGCCCCCGCACCCCAGGCGACCCCCUCCUUCCCAGUCGUUCGGCGGAUGAGGUCAUGCCCGAGCCACCCCCGGGGGUGGGGGACUUGGAUCCCGCGACAGAGGGUGUGUGUGGUGGGCGGGGGGAAAGGGUGGCAAAAGGCAAAGAAAUGCGGCAGCGCCUAGUAAAUUGGGGAUGGGGGCAGAAGCCUGGCUUUGAGAACGGGUCCCAGGGGCGGCGGGGGGAGGGGGAGAACCGAGUUUGUUUACUGACCUGAGCUCCAGGCUGGGGGCUAGGGAGGAGGAAAGUCCUGUCCCCGGCCCCGAGGCACAUCUGCAACCGCCCGGAACAUCUGGCUGAGCUCGCGCACGAGCUCCACGCCUCCCACCCCCGGGGCUGAAGUGCCUCGGUGUCCCUCAAGGCCCUGGGCGUGCAGGGUCCGGCUCCAGGGGGUUAGCAGGAGGGAUCUCGAGUGCUCCCACCCACCCUUCCCACUUCCAAAACAACCCGUCUCCCGGGUGACCCGGCGCCGCGUGCGCAGCCAAGCAGACGUCUCUCGAAAGCCUCACGGCUGGGGUCAAAGCCGGGUGGCAGGCCCGGCCUCGCCCCGCCCCGCAGGUAACCUUGAAGCCGUCGCUCGGCGUCCCUGGUUGGCGGGGUCAGCUCCGUGAGCUGCGUGGCGGGAGGCUUCGGGACCCGCCCGUGCCGACCUUGCGCGCCGCGCGGACAAUCGGCCCCGGUGCACGGUGCCCGUGGGGCGUCGGGGUAGGGGGGACCCCGCAAGUCCUCGCCGGGCCGGCGUGGCCUGGUCCCAGCGGCCGGCUUUCCAGAGUCCUCCACAGACCGGGCCUAUGACCAUCUGUUGGCGGCGCUGGGCUGCGGCGCUGCGCUCGUGGUGUUCUCCCUGUGCACAGCCCCAGGCGGCCGCCUCCCGGGCCCGCUGCAGGCAGGGUAGCUCGGACCAACUUCGAGGAGGUGACCGCUCGCUCUCCAAAGGUGCUACGCCUGGCGCGGCCCACUACGCGCCCGGCCCCAAGCAAGGGGCCGGGCAGGUCAGGGCGGCCCACGGCAAGUGUCCUAUAGAACGACCAGGACACAGGGGGCACUCCCUCGACACGUCGUCCCAUCCCCAGACGGAGAAGCGGGGGCCCAGGAAGAGGACUUGACCCCAGCCCGCGACGCAGGAGGCAGCCGCGAUUCCCCCCUCCUCGAGCCCCGGCUUAGCGCCCCCUGGCGGGCUGGGGGCUUCAGGAGGCGCGUGCACCCUGACCCGCGAGCUCAGGCGGAAGGUGACCCCGUGGCCUGCGCGGCUGUCCCGGGCGCUCGUACAAGGGACAGGAACAGUCCGUCAGGACCCAGAGGCUCGGGCCAGGCGCUGCCUCCCCGCGCGACGAGCUUGGGCGGCGGAGGGAGAGCCUUGGGACAGCCGGGGCUGCACCGAAAGAGCUGGGCGGGGCUGGAGGCCUGGGUCCCCGUCCGCUGUGCGACCUAGGGGGCUCCUCCUCUCCCUGGGAGACCAGGCUGGACACAGAUCCCCCGCUGCGGCGUGCAGGACCAGCGGCGGCCGUGCAGGCGGAGGACUUCGGCGCGGCUCCUCCUGGGUGUGACCCCGGGCGCGCCCGCCGCGCGACGAUGAGGGCGCGGCCGCAGGUCUGCGAGGCGCUGCUCUUCGCCCUGGCGCUCCAGACCGGCGUGUGCUAUGGCAUCAAGUGGCUGGCGCUGUCCAAGACACCAUCGGCCCUGGCACUGAACCAGACGCAACACUGCAAGCAGCUGGAGGGUCUGGUGUCUGCACAGGUGCAGCUGUGCCGCAGCAACCUGGAGCUCAUGCACACGGUGGUGCACGCCGCCCGCGAGGUCAUGAAGGCCUGUCGCCGGGCCUUUGCCGACAUGCGCUGGAACUGCUCCUCCAUUGAGCUCGCCCCCAACUAUUUGCUUGACCUGGAGAGAGCGUCGGCUGACCUUCCCCUCCCACCCUCAGGGACCCGGGAGUCGGCCUUCGUGUAUGCGCUGUCGGCCGCCGCCAUCAGCCACGCCAUCGCCCGGGCCUGCACCUCCGGCGACCUGCCCGGCUGCUCCUGCGGCCCCGUCCCAGGUGAGCCACCCGGGCCCGGGAACCGCUGGGGAGGAUGUGCGGACAACCUCAGCUACGGGCUCCUCAUGGGGGCCAAGUUUUCCGAUGCUCCUAUGAAGGUGAAAAAAACAGGAUCCCAAGCCAAUAAACUGAUGCGUCUACACAACAGUGAAGUGGGGAGACAGGCUCUGCGCGCCUCUCUGGAAAUGAAGUGUAAGUGCCAUGGGGUGUCUGGCUCCUGCUCCAUCCGCACCUGCUGGAAGGGGCUGCAGGAGCUGCAGGAUGUGGCUGCUGACCUCAAGACCCGAUACCUGUCGGCCACCAAGGUAGUGCACCGACCCAUGGGCACCCGCAAGCACCUGGUGCCCAAGGACCUGGAUAUCCGGCCUGUGAAGGACUCGGAACUCGUCUAUCUGCAGAGCUCACCUGACUUCUGCAUGAAGAAUGAGAAGGUGGGCUCCCACGGGACACAAGACAGGCAGUGCAACAAGACAUCCAACGGAAGCGACAGCUGCGACCUUAUGUGCUGCGGGCGUGGCUACAACCCCUACACAGACCGCGUGGUCGAGCGGUGCCACUGUAAGUACCACUGGUGCUGCUACGUCACCUGCCGCAGGUGUGAGCGUACCGUGGAGCGCUAUGUCUGCAAGUGAGGCCCUGCCCUCCGCCCCACGCAGGAGCGAGGACUCUGCUCAAGGACCCUCAGCAACUGGGGCCAGGGGCCUGGAGACACUCCAUGGAGCUCUGCUUGUGAAUUCCAGAUGCCAGGCAUGGGAGGCGGCUUGUGCUUUGCCUUCACUUGGAAGCCACCAGGAACAGAAGGUCUGGCCACCCUGGAAGGAGGGCAGGACAUCAAAGGAAACCGACAAGAUUAAAAAUAACUUGGCAGCCUGAGGCUCUGGAGUGCCCACAGGCUGGUGUAAGGAGCGGGGCUUGGGAUCGGUGAGACUGAUACAGACUUGACCUUUCAGGGCCACAGAGACCAGCCUCCGGGAAGGGGUCUGCCCGCCUUCUUCAGAAUGUUCUGCGGGACCCCCUGGCCCACCCUGGGGUCUGAGCCUGCUGGGCCCACCACAUGGAAUCACUAGCUUGGGUUGUAAAUGUUUUCUUUUGUUUUUUGCUUUUUCUUCCUUUGGGAUGUGGAAGCUACAGAAAUAUUUAUAAAACAUAGCUUUUUCUUUGGGGUGGCACUUCUCAAUUCCUCUUUAUAUAUUUUAUAUAUAUAAAUAUAUAUGUAUAUAUAUAAUGAUCUCUAUUUUAAAACUAGCUUUUUAAGCAGCUGUAUGAAAUAAAUGCUGAGUGAGCCCCAGCCCGCCCCUGCAGUUCCCGGCCUCGUCAAGUGAACUCGGCAGACCCUGGGGCUGGCAGAGGGAGCUCUCCAGUUUCCAGGCAA
Molecule: messenger RNA, 4036 nt
Organism: Homo sapiens (human)
Lineage: Eukaryota; Metazoa; Chordata; Mammalia; Primates; Hominidae
Gene: WNT11
Product: Wnt family member 11
Exons: 6
Coding region: 2202-3296 (364 amino acids)
Biological process (GO): Wnt signaling pathway; response to nutrient levels; secondary heart field specification
Cellular component (GO): extracellular matrix; extracellular region
Molecular function (GO): signaling receptor binding
Source: RefSeq, a predicted model, not a curated record